AAAAAGACGAGACUGCACCUUACGAGCACCUUCCUCUAAUUUGAAAGCCAUCAAUUUCCAGAGACUUUCCACUUUCUAUCAUGAUGUAUAUAAUCCAUGUAUAUAAACCCUUCUCAUCUUCAAUUUCAUAAUAUCAAUUCCAGUAAUCUAGUCUCCAUCUGCAUUUAAGAGAUCUUUUUAAACAUUCUAAUUCUUUUUCAUCGGGAGUAAAUCAUUAACCAUGUCUCUCAUUUAUCUCGAUCAAUUUCCCCUAGAGAAUAUAUCGAUGAAUACAAUUCAACUUAUUUUUCUGAUUCUUGUAUUGGUCGAUUUCCUCGUGCUCCACGUAAUCCUCAACAGGAAGAAAAUCUGCAGUUUUUUAUCAGAACAUGAGUUUUCAAUCCAAUUAACUAGGUUCAAUGAUUCCAAAGUUCAGGCUGGAAGGAAUGGAGUUUUUGAGUUAUCCGAGAAGAAACCGUCCUUCAGAGAGAAGAUGGUUGAUGGAAGCGUUUGUAAAGGAGAUAUAGAGAUGGUUCUUAGAAGUAUGGGGUUUUUUUACAGUCCUGAAGAAGGGAAGCUUCCAGAAAAACUCGAUGCUAAUGACUUUUUCGACAUGUUUGAAGAGAAAAAUCCUUGUUUAGAUGAAGCGAAAAUAGCUUUUGACGUGUUCGACCAGAAUAAAGAUGGAUUUAUUGAUGCAAGAGAGUUACAAAUUGUUCUAUGUUCUCUGUGCUUAAAGGAAGGAUCAGAGAUAGCGAACUGCAGGAGAAUGAUCAGGGUGUUUGACGAAAAUGGAGAUGGGAAAAUAGAUUUUAAUGAAUUUGUGAAAUUAGUGGAGGGUAGCUUUUAAUGAAUUAUUGUUUAAUUUUUAACUUGAAACUUAUAACAGACUUCAAAGUUCAACAUUUCUUCUUCUCUUCUCAUUUUUCACAUUCAACACAUCCUUUUUACGACA
This is a messenger RNA of Olea europaea var. sylvestris, 934 nucleotides long. Its product is annotated as probable calcium-binding protein CML30. NCBI's taxonomy places the organism in Eukaryota, Viridiplantae, Streptophyta, Magnoliopsida, Lamiales, Oleaceae. Gene Ontology annotation, molecular function: calcium ion binding. The record is from RefSeq and is a predicted model, not a curated record. The transcript has a single exon. The coding region runs from base 221 to 829 and encodes 202 amino acids.